This is a messenger RNA of Dipodomys ordii (Ord's kangaroo rat), 3265 nucleotides long. It is a transcript of the gene Slc26a8, whose product is annotated as solute carrier family 26 (anion exchanger), member 8. The record is from RefSeq and is a predicted model, not a curated record. Gene Ontology annotation, molecular function: oxalate transmembrane transporter activity; chloride transmembrane transporter activity; sulfate transmembrane transporter activity. The transcript is spliced from 20 exons. Gene Ontology annotation, cellular component: membrane. NCBI's taxonomy places the organism in Eukaryota, Metazoa, Chordata, Mammalia, Rodentia, Heteromyidae. Gene Ontology annotation, biological process: transmembrane transport; response to parathyroid hormone. Bases 73 to 3012 code for a protein of 979 amino acids.
GGGCCAGGCUGGUCAAUGUUUGCGCAAUGAAUGAGUGCAUGACAGCGGUUCCUGGGAGCUUACCUCUCAGGAAUGAUGCAACAAGAGAGCAGCACCCAAAGUUAUGGCUAUAAAUCCAAGCAAAAUUCUUUCACCUACGAUGUUAAGCGAGACGUGUACAAUGAGGAGAACUUCCAACAGGAGCAUAGGAGAAGGGCCCUGUCCUCUGGGAAUGUGGACAUCGACAUCACCACCUUCAGACACCAUGUCCAGUGCCACUGCUCAUGGCACAAGUUCCUAAGAUGCAUGCUUACACUCUUUCCCUUCCUGGAAUGGAUGUGUUUGUAUCGAUUCAAAGACUGGCUUCUUGGAGACCUAGUUGCUGGUCUAAGCGUUGGCCUCGUGCAAGUUCCCCAAGGCCUGACACUUAGCUUGCUGACAAGGCAACUGAUUCCUUCUCUCAAUGUCACUUAUUCAGCUUUCUGUUCUUCGGUAAUUUAUGUAAUUUUUGGAUCAUGUCAUCAAAUGUCCAUUGGUCCCUUUUUCCUUGUGAGUGCUCUGAUAAUGGAUGUCUUGAGUGAGAGCCCAUUCAACAAUGGUCACCUGAUCAUGGGAACGUUCAUCAAGGAUGACUUUUCUGCUCCCUCCUACAUUAUCAACUAUAACAGUUCCUUAAGUGUCGUUGCAACCACCACCUUUCUGACUGGAAUUAUUCAGCUGUGUAUGGGCUUGCUGGGCAUGGGCUUCAUGGCUACGUACCUUCCAGAAGCCACCAUCAGUGCGUACCUGGCUGCUGUGGCCCUGCACAUCAUGCUGUCCCAGCUCACCUGCGUCCUCGGGAUUAUGAUUAGUUUCCACGCUGGUCCCCUCGCCUUCUUCUAUAACAUAAUUAACUACUGUAUAGGUCUCCCCAAAGCAAAUUCUACCAGCAUCCUGCUUUUCCUAACUGCUGUUGUUGCUCUGAGAAUCAAUAAGUGUAUCAGAAUUUCUUUCAACCGGUACCCCAUCGAGUUUCCCAUGGAAUUAUUUUUGAUUCUUGGCUUCACUGUAGUUUCAAACAAGAUAACCAUGGCCACAGAAAACAGCAAGUCCCUCAUAGAGAUGAUCCCUUUCAGCUUCAUCUCUCCGGUGACACCAGACAUCAGCAUUAUUCCCAAAAUUAUCUUCCAAGCCAUCUCCUUAUCUUUGGUGAGCGCCUUUCUGAUCAUAUUUACUGGCAAGAAGAUUGCCAGCCCCCAUCACUACAAAGUCAAUUCCAACCAGGAUUUGAUAGCCAUUGGCAUUUGCAAUGUGGCCAGUUCCUUUUUCAAAUCGUGUGUGUUUACUGGUGCUCUUGCCAGGACUAUUAUCCAAGACAAGUCUGGAGGAAGACAACAGUUUGCAUCUCUGGUAGGCGCAGGUGUGAUGCUGCUCCUUGUGGUGAAGAUGGGACCCUUUUUCUACCAACUGCCCAAUGCUGUGCUGGCUGGUAUUAUCCUGAGCAACGUCUUGCCCUACCUUGAAACCAUUUACCACCUACCCUCUCUGUGGAGGCAGGACCAGUAUGACUGUGUUAUUUGGAUGGUGACAUUCUUGUCUGCAAUUUUUCUGGGACUGGAUGUUGGACUCUUUUUUUCCCUGAUAUUCACCUUCUUCAUCAUCACGGUUCGGUCACACAGAACGAAGAUUCUGCUCCUGGGUCAGAUUCCUAACACCAACAUUUACAGAAGUGUCACUGACUAUAGGGAGGUUAUACUCAUCCCUGGGGUAAAAAUCUUCCAGUUCUGUAACUCCAUCACAUAUGUAAAUGUACACCACAUAAAACAAAAGCUGUUGAAUGAGCUCGAUUUGAUACGGGUGCCUCUUAGAGAAGAAGACAUUUUCAUGCUGUUUAAUGAAAGUGACACCAGUCUACAGGGUGCCGGUAUUUGCAAAUGCUUUUGUGACUGUGAAGAACCUCAGCCGGAGCCCAGGAUCAUCUACUUAGAACGAUUUGAAAGUAAAAUGGAAUCUGAAUCAUCCAUUAACCUGGUCCGCUGCUCCUAUUUUGAGAACAUGUACAUGAGCGAAAAUUCUUCCGAGGACCAAGUGCCCUACACAAUAUCUUCUACAUCUCAGAGAUAUCCAGAGCAAAACUAUGAGGAGGUGGACAAAACCUGGCUUUAUGCAUCCCCCCCAAGACAAAACUCAAUUCCACUGCCGGACAAUAAUACUGAAAGUGUGGAUAGGAGUAGAUCCAUCAUCCCUUACUCAGAAUGCUCCCUUCAGCCCAGCAUCCACACCAUCAUCCUAGACUUCUCCAUGGUGCAUUAUGUGGAUUCUCGGGCUUCGAUUGUCUUAAGACAGAUGUGCAAUGCUUUCCGAAAUGCCAACAUCAUGGUGCUCAUUGCAGGAUGCCACUCUUCUGUGGUCAGGGCAUUUGAGAGGAAUGAUUUCUUUGACGAAGGCAUCACCAAAGCCCAGUUCUUCCUCAGCCUCCAUGAUGCAGUGCUAUCUGCUGUGACGAGGAAGUUGGCAGAGUCCGAGUUAAGUGUGGAUGAGUCUGAGACAGUGAUACAAGAAACCUACUCGGAAACAGACAAGAAUGACAAGUCAAGAUAUAAAAUGAGUGGCAGUAAUCUUCCAGAAAUCACCAGAAGUGGAACCCAGAGCUUCACCAAGACCCAGGAGCCAAUAGAAGAGGAGUUUGAAAUGGAUUUGGAGCCCAUCCUGGAUUCAGAUCAGAAUGGGCUGGAAAUCACUUUAGACAUGGAUCAAGAGGUUGAAUCAGAACUCGCACCUGAAUCAGAGCUGGAGGCUGAAAUAGAAUUUGACACCCAGCCCGAGAUCGAGCCUGAGCUAGAGCCCGAGCAUGAGCCUGAGCUUGGGCCCAAGGACAUAUAUCUGGACUUGAUAAGAGAGAGGAGGCCUGACCCCAAAACCAAACCAAGGUCUCCCGGUCAGUGGCAGAAACUGCCUGAAUAUCAGCCUGUGAUUCCCAGAUCCUCUUCUCAGUUGCAGCCUCGGACACAACCUGUGGACAGGAAACGGCAAAAUACAGGCUUCUACUCAUGAGAGAGCACUGACAGUGAGGAUGCCUGGGAGGUGAACUGGGAAUAAGGGCUCAGAAAACCUCGGCAAGUCCUUCCCCAUCCAGAAAGGGCCACUUGUCGGGAGACCUAGACUGGUUGGGCCCGGCCAUGCUCACUCUGUGACUCCACUUGCCAACUUCACAUUACUAAAUGACAGCAGUCAUCGCUAGAUUCCCUACCUCAUUACACCUCCUGCACAUAGUACUGUGAAUUUCCUUCUGCAUACAUCCCACGGC